Messenger RNA from Sardina pilchardus (European sardine), 3767 nucleotides. It is a transcript of the gene lmod1a, whose product is annotated as leiomodin 1a (smooth muscle). Gene Ontology annotation, cellular component: striated muscle thin filament; myofibril; cytoskeleton. Gene Ontology annotation, biological process: actin filament organization; muscle contraction; pointed-end actin filament capping. Gene Ontology annotation, molecular function: tropomyosin binding; actin binding. Lineage: Eukaryota; Metazoa; Chordata; Actinopteri; Clupeiformes; Clupeidae. Bases 226 to 2091 code for a protein of 621 amino acids. The record is from RefSeq and is a predicted model, not a curated record. The transcript is spliced from 4 exons.
CGCGCUCACGACAGGCCAGCCGAGCAGUGCGCUGCGCAAGUGGACCUUUCACAUCAGCUGUUGAUCCUCUGAGUGUGCACUUACACACACGCACAAACACACACACUCACAUACACACACUCACACAUACUGACCUGGAUUACCUACGUGUGGAACUGUAAAGAUUAAGAAAAGUUGCUCUGAAGUUAACGGGCGCGAAGCAUCCGGUUGUGUUCCGUUCCAACCAUGUCAAGCGGAGAGGAAGACUUCGACAGCCUGCUGGCAGCGCUGUCAGCGGAGGAUUUGGAGGAGCUCGAGAAGGAGCUGAUCAUUAUCGACCCGGACCCAAACGUGCCCGUGGGGCUACGGCAGCGCAACCAGACCGACAAGCAUCCCGAGCGGGGCUACAACCGGGAGGCCAUGCUGAACUACUGCGUACGGGAGACCAAGAAACUCCUGCGCAGGGAACGCUCUGUGGAGGGGGAGGUGAAGAGCGAGCGCAAGGCGGACCGCAUGCGGCGUUUGGGGCGGAGCCGAGAGCGGAGCUUCUCACGCAGCAGCAGUGUGGAGCCGGAGGAGGACGCUCAAGAGGACGCCAGCGCAGAGGGCCGAGCUGACCAGAGAGAACGCCCCCUAGAGGCCGACAGCAGCAGUGCCGCCUCCCCCAAGAGACAGAGGAGGACGGAGAGCAGAGAGGGGAGCACAGAGAAGAGGACGGAUGGAGGGGUCAGGAGAGGAGAGGAGGAGACGAGGGGAGCGAGGGAACGCAGAGAGGAGUUCAAGAGAGGAAGAGAGGACUCGCGAUCAAAGGGGCUGAGCUCCAGAGUAGAGGGAGAGACAGAGAAAGAAGAGCCUGAGCCGGAGGAGGAAGAGGAGGAGGAGGAGGAGGAGGAGGAGGAAGAGGAGGAGGAAGAGGAGGAGGAGAGCGACGAGGCCUCCAGCAUGUUCGACGGCCUCUUGGAGCGUGUCCGUAGCAACGACCCCGAGCUGACGGAGCUCAACGUGAACAACUCGGACGCCAUCCGCACCGACACGCUCCUGCAGCUGGCCGAGGCCCUGCGGCGCAACACGCACGUGCGCUCCUUCAGCCUGGCCAACACGCGCGCCAACGACCACGUGGCACACGCCGUGGCGCUCACCCUCCGCGCCAACGCCACGCUGGCCAGCCUCAACAUGGACUCCAACCAGCUGACGGGCCGCGGCAUGCUGGCGCUGGUGGAGGCGCUGACGGAGAACGCGGCGCUGACGGAGCUGCGCUUCCACAACCAGCGGCACAUCUGCGGCGGCCGCACGGAGAUGGAGCUGGCGCGCCUGCUGCGGGACAACGCCACGCUGCUCAAGCUGGGCUACCACUUCGAGCUGGCCGGCCCGCGCAUGACCGUCACACACAUCCUGAGCCGCAACAUGGACCGGCAGCGCCAGCGACGCCUGGAGCAGAGGCAGCAGGCCCAGGCGCAGAGCGGCAGCCAGAACCAGAACCAGAACCAGAACACGGCGCAGCAGAACCCGAAGGACCAGAAGGCCCAGCAGAACUUGCAGCAGAAGCAGCAGAGCGUGCCGAACGCGCCGAAGCAACAGAGCCUGCAGAAGAAGGAGCCGAACGUGCCCAAGCAACCCUCUCAGACGGGCCUGGCGUCCAGGAGGUUCCUGCCGCCCCAGCAGAACUCGGUGACCCAGAACGAGCAGCAGGCGCCGGUGGGCCAGAAGCCGGGCCGGACCCAGAGGUCGGACCCAGCGUCCGGUAAGACGUCCGGUGCCGUGGACGCCUUCAGGCAGAAGUUCUCCAAUCAGCCCAAUCACGUGGACAAGCCGGGCACCGCCGUGCCCUCCAAGACCCCCUUCGCCAAGCCCCCACCGGCCCCCACCCCCCCGGGUAAGGACGGGGCACGGAAGGGUGUGUGUCCUCCCCCCGCCCCCCCUCCGCCCGCUCCAGGGCUGGAUGUGCAGGCGCUGAGACGCACCCUCACGCCGGUGUCCCAGAGGAGAACCGAGAACCGGGCCGGAGAACGCGGAACCGAGAGGAACUCCAGAGACCAGCUGCUGGCGUCCAUACGCAGCAAGAGCAGCAUGACAACCCUCAAGAAGGUGGAGGUGCCCAAGUUGCUGAGGUAACAGUGGAGAGGGUGACCAGGAGUGGCCCAGCCCAGCGGUACUGUAAGGAGCAACACCCCUCAUCUACCCCUGUGGACUCACUGAUGCCCCAGAGACCGUCUGUGAAGUGAUGUGAUGUGAAUGUAUACUCUAGACUGUUCUGGAAUGAUUGUGAUUGUUCUAGACUGCUCUGGAAUGAUUGUGAUUAUUCUAGACUGCUCUGGAAUGAUUGACUGUUCUAGGCUGUUCUGGAAUGAUUGUGACUGUUCUAGGCUGUUCUGGAAUGAUUGUGACUGUUCUAGACUGCUCUGGAAUGAUUGUGACUGUUCUAGGCUCUCCCUGGAGGAAGGGAGGGGGCUUUUCUUUUGGCGCAUCUCAGCCUGAUCCCCACGAGGCCCAGUUCCUUCCUCCAGUCUGGUGAGGUGUGCUGAGGUGAGGACCAGUGUGUUGAGAAGAACGAGGACCCAGCCACGGGUUGGGCUCAUCUCCGAACCGCUCUGGCCCAGACUGGUAACAGAACUGGCCCGGCUCCACUCCCGAGCCACACAGUGCCACAACGGUCUCAUGGGCCAUCGUGUAUCUUACCUUCUCCUGAUGAAACAAAUCUUUCCUUAUUAAAAAAACUUAAAAACUACAAAAAACUUAAUUCUAAAUUUUCAACUGAAACUUAAUUAUGUUUUCAUGGGUGGCUGGAUUGAGUCAGAACUGCACAAGUCUUAAUUUGGGAGUUUCUCAGAUUUGAAGGGGAUUGGAGGCUAGACCUGGCAACGCUGAUGGAAUGUUAGAUACGUCAGUGUCAAAUUACAGGCCAGAACUUCUCUGAGCAGUCCGAGUGUGUCAGGAGGAGGGCAGUAGUAUUGGGUGAGCACCCCUCGGCAGGGCAGUAGAACUACGUGAAUACCACUCAGCAGGGCAGCAGAACUGGGUGAAUACCCCUUGGUAGGGCAGUAGAAUUGGGGUAACACCCCUUGGCAGGGCAGUAGGACUGGGGUAAUACCACUCAGCAGGGCAGUAGGACUGGGGUAAUACCCCUUGGCAGGGCAGUAGGACUGGGAUAAUAGAGGUCAACAGUUCCGUGCCUCUCUGAUUCUGGAUGUAAGAUGCUAGUUCAUUUUUUCCAUUGAGAACCUUUCUCACCUUUUCUUCUUGAAAUGAAAUGUUGUAUGAGUCACGUCAUAGCUAGUCAGCCUAAGGUAGAGUCUAACCAUUCUGAUUUUCCCAGACGUUGAUGGGAGAAAUGAAUGGGAAACUUACUUCCGGAAACUAAGCUCUCUUGGAGGAGGGGCGGGACUGUUGAACUCUGAACCCAGACUGAAGGUCCGUCUCUUACACUCUUGUCCUGGAGUAUGUGGGUGAAAUGUCCUGAGAGAUGGGGAUUGUGAGGGAGUCAUUUAUUCAGAGAAAUGUUUUACGUUUAUUUUUUUUUAAUUGAGCCUUUGCUACGUUAUGGUCUUAGAAAGUAGUUGGAUUCACACGUGUUGGUUGGGUGUGGUGAGAUCUCACUGAGUUACAGUGCGCAAAAGUGUUUUUUUUUGUUGUUGUUGUUUGUUUUAUUUGUACAAGUUUAUUCAUUCAGAUUGCUUGUGCAAGCAGUGUAUGUGUCUGUGUCCUCACAAGAUAAUCCACUCUCUAGGGGAGGAAUGCUAGGACAGACAUGUGCACAUGUUUCUCCUUUUGCAGCGUUUGUUUGUGAUGAG